This is a messenger RNA of Quercus robur (English oak), 1445 nucleotides long. RefSeq lists its product as uncharacterized. The transcript has 9 exons. Bases 363 to 1181 code for a protein of 272 amino acids. Lineage: Eukaryota; Viridiplantae; Streptophyta; Magnoliopsida; Fagales; Fagaceae. The record is from RefSeq and is a predicted model, not a curated record. Gene Ontology annotation, molecular function: protein binding.
AUUAUCCCUAACAUUUUAAUUUUUAAUUUUUUACAACCCUUUAAUUCUUUUGCCCCUUAAUUCCUCUUCUUCAGCCGGUUACUCUCUCUCCGGUAGCCACACAACCACCAAUAACUCAGGUUGGUAAGAACCACCGUCUAGUAGAUGAAGCUCUGCUCUCAGUCUCACCUUCAGAGGCGGUCCAAGCUUUGAAGAAACCUUUGGAUUUUGCUGUGGAAAUGCUGCAACUGUUGUAGUUCCCUCCAACUGUUUGCAAAAAUGCCUCUUCUAGUUCUAGUUGGUCUUUUUUAUUUUUGGUUUGUUUUUCCAUAGACAAAGCCCUCUUUGCUAAGUUCAACACAUAAACACAGAGAGAGGAAAAGAUGCUGAGACCGCUUUUCACGAAGCCUACUUUGAAGCUUACCACAUUUUCCCUCAUCCAAUUCAAUCAACAGAGAGAGCUGCACAGUAGGAACAAGAAGGCGAUGGAGUUCAUAGCCAAAGGAUGGAGUGCUCUCAAGGAAGUUGAUAGAGUCAUCGAUUACUGUGAGCUCAAUGAUCGUCGUCUCAUUCCUCUCCUUAGGGCAGCUAAGGAAAACUUUGAGUUGGCUCUAGAGACCGACAACUCAAAUACCCAUGCCAGAUUUUGGUUGUCCAAAUUGCAUUUGAAAUAUCAUGUCCCAGGGGCAUGUAAAGCUGUAGGGGCUGCUUUGUUAGUUGAAGCUGCAGAUAUGGGUGAUGCAGAUGCACAAUAUGAAUUGGGCUGUCGACUGAGAGUUGAGAAUGAUUAUGUCCAAUCAGAUCAACAAGCUUUCUAUUAUUUGGAAAAGGCUGUUGACCAGAUGCAUCCUGGUGCUCUUUACCUUCUUGGUGCUGUAUAUUUAACUGGGGACUGUGUGAAGAAAGACGUUGCCUCAGCAUUAUGGUGUUUCCAUAGGGCAUCAGAGAAGGGACAUACCGGUGCAGCUAUUGCAUAUGGAUCCCUUCUUCUAAGAGGUGUACAAGUCCCAGAUUCUCUUACGAAAUUCAGUGCUAAGAGGGGCUCCUCUGCCAAAACAAGGAAGAACAAAGAAAGCCCCAUGAUGAAUCCAGUAGAGAUGGCCAGACAACAGUUCCAAAUUGCAGCAAAAGCUGGAUGUGAUCUUGGCCUUAGAUGGUUGGAUAGACUUGAGGAGGAAGAGAAACGUCUACUCACUAAAUAACAUAUGUCUAGACAUAAUUAGUUCUGUGGCACAACUAAACUGACAUGAGUACCAACGAAAGGUAUGGGCUCAAGAUCAACCAAUGAAGAAAGUCAGUGUUCCGCUGAAACUCCACCAUACUUCUUGUCUGUAAUGGUUAUUUGUCAGCAAGAUAUUUCUAUAAUGUAACAUGUUGUAUGAUCUUGAAAUAUCUUCAAAUAUGAUUUGGAAUUGCUCCAUGUGCCAAAAAAUUCGUCUUUGUGAAAUUUGGAUUUACUGUGCCAA